Messenger RNA from Pelodiscus sinensis (Chinese soft-shelled turtle), 1745 nucleotides. RefSeq names its product serine/threonine kinase 17a (gene STK17A). The record is from RefSeq and is a predicted model, not a curated record. Gene Ontology annotation, molecular function: ATP binding; protein serine/threonine kinase activity. Gene Ontology annotation, biological process: protein phosphorylation; positive regulation of apoptotic process; intracellular signal transduction. NCBI's taxonomy places the organism in Eukaryota, Metazoa, Chordata, Testudines, Trionychidae. Gene Ontology annotation, cellular component: nucleus.
CCCGCCCCCUCCCUUCGGAGCGGCGCGUGGCCCGACUGGCUGCUCCCAGAGCUGCCCGCGCGACGGUCCGGGUCGGCGGUUGGUUCGCGCCUCAGACGGUUCCCCCGCCACAGGCACGAGCGCUGCGCUCGCCUCCCUCCCCCAUGAGCCCCGAGGAGAAGCCCCCGCCCAGCCGGGCCCCGCAGCCUCCCUGUGGCCGGGGCCGCCGACGGGGCGGCUUCCUGAGCGAGAUCCGCACCGCCAUCCGCACCGAGCCCUUCCAGGAGCGCUACAGCCUCAGCCCCGGCAGGGAGCUCGGCAGAGGGAAGUUUGCAGUAGUGAAGAAGUGUGUCAAGAAAGAUACAGAAAAGGAGUUUGCAGCAAAAUUCAUGCGAAAAAGAAGAAAGGGCCAAGACUGUCGAAUGGAAAUAAUUCAUGAGAUAGCUGUUCUUGAACUGGCACAAUGCAACCUUUGGGUCAUUAAUUUACAUGAGGUUUAUGAGACUGCAACAGAGAUGAUCUUAGUUCUGGAAUAUGCUGCUGGAGGUGAAAUCUUUGACCAGUGUGUGGCGGAAAGGGAAGAAGCCUUCAAAGAAAAAGAUGUUAAGCGGUUAAUGAGGCAAAUUUUAGAAGGAGUUUCGUUUUUACACAGAAAUAAUGUGGUACAUCUUGACUUGAAGCCCCAGAAUAUUCUGCUAACUAAUGAAACUCCUUUGGGAGACAUUAAGAUAGUUGAUUUUGGCCUUUCCAGAAUACUGAAAAGCAGUGAAGAGUUAAGAGAAAUUAUGGGAACUCCUGAAUAUGUCGCUCCUGAAAUUCUGAGUUAUGACCCAAUCAGUACAGCAACAGACAUGUGGAGCAUUGGAGUACUAGCGUAUGUCAUGCUAACAGGGAUAUCGCCUUUCUUAGGAGAUGAUAAACAGGAAACAUUCUUAAAUAUAGCACAAAUGAACAUAAAUUAUUCCGAGGAAGAUUUUGACCUCAUAUCAGAGUCUGCUGUGGAUUUCAUCAAAACCCUUCUGGUUAAGAAACCUGAGGAACGGGCAACAGCUGAAGAAUGUCUGCAACACCACUGGCUAGCACAAAGUGAUAUUCCAGACCUUGUGUGCAGCACUAAGAGUACAGCAGAGGAGAUAAAUACUGUCAUCCAAAAAGAUGGAACUUUUGCCUCUGAAAAUUCUGUCAAUGCUGAGAGAACUGAAGAGGAUACAUUAGUGACCGAGGAACUAAUUGUAGUGGCUUCGUAUACACUGGGACAAUGUAGGCAGUCAGAAAAAGAAAAAAUAGCUGAGCAGAAAGCCAUUUCCAAACGAUUUAAAUUUGAAGAACCAUUGCUGCAAGAAAUACCAGGAGAAUUCAUUUACUGAACUGUAUGGGACCUUGUAACUAUAACUUAAAGGGAAACGUUCCUACAAAAAUGUUCAUGCCCAAGUGAAUCUCACCUUGAUAUGCAAAAAACUUUCUAAUUUGAGAAAAGGCAGUUGAGAGAACAGUGCCAAGCUUUUAAAUUCAUAGGAUGCUUAAACAAGAUUUCAAAGGUGGCUGACAGGAAUUCAACAGCAAUAAUGGCUUACUUUCAGUUAGGGAAGGUUGGAAGUUUUCACUGUACUUGAUAUUCCUUUCCCCCUCCCCCGUCCAUUUUAUCUUCAGAUAGUAGGGAAUACCUGCUAGCAGUUAAUGUUCUCGAGAAACUGAUGGUAUGAGGAGUUUCAUCAAUGACAAAAAUGCUAAGACACGUUUUUGGAUUAAUUUCCAAACACAGGAAA